AUGGCUGACCUGAAAAAGUGGGAGGCAGGAGUGGAAGAAUGGCAGCAUGACCUGACUACUAUGUUGCAGAGCCUGAAUGCACCUGGUGCUCAAAUUGCUCUAGAUGUGAAUGAUAUCAAGGUUCUCAUUGAGGUGCAGUCACUACAAUUGCUAACGCUCAUCCACAACCCAAUAGAAGACAGAUGGAUUGCUUUGGUGCCUUUCAUGGUAAUGAAAAGCCAAACUGAAGGUUCUGUCCAGCAGUCAGAAAUGCUAGAGUUUCUCAGAAAAUACUCAGAUCAGUUCCCAGAGAUACUCAGACAAGCCUCGGCUCACCUGGAUGAGGUCAUUAGGUUGAACUUGAGGGUUCUUGAUCCCCAGGCCAAUAAAUUAAUCAACAAACAGGGUCCCCAGACUACUGAUAGACUAGAGACCUCAGACAUGACAAAGGCAGGUCUCCUGGCAUUGGUCCUAGGCCACAUCCUUCUGAAUGCCAACUGGGGAAAACAGGCCUCCAUUUGGGACCUGCUGCUAAAGGUUAAUGUGUUGGAUGUACUUCAGAGGAUCAACAACCUCUUUGGGAACACAAGAAUCCUCCUCACUAUUGACUUUGUGCAUAUGCAGUUCUUGGCUCCAAGCAUGAAUCCCCUUGAAUUUGAGUUCUUGUGGGGCUAUGGAGCCCAUAGAGAAAUCCCAAAGAUGGAAGCACUGAACUUUGUGGUGGAGCCUCAUGAUGAAGAACCCUAGAGUUGGCCAGAAGAGUUUGGCAAGGAUCAGGAAGCUGGCAAAGCCAAAGAAAGAAGCCAAGCUGCUGGCUUGUAGUUCUGAUGAGAGGACAAUAUGAAUGAUUUGGUCCAGUUGGCCAUUGAUGUCACUAAAGAGUUACUACUUAUACAUCAGGAUGAGCUAUUGGCUCACAUUGGUAAAGAAUUCAAGGAUGUGUUCUCAAAUAUACUCAGCUGAGCUUCUCUAAUUCCUGAUCUUUUCUCUGGAUUCUCUCUGAUUGAGGUAGACACAAGUGACCUCUACUUCCUUGUCCAACAAACAGAAUCAGAAGAAGAGCAAGUAAAGCUAGAGAGCCUGGGGAGACCCACUCAAAAGUAUGUGAUGCUAAUUCUGGGUUUGAGUUUCCUGAUGGCCAUCCAUGUCAAAGAGGCCAAUGUCUGGAAUUUGCCUCAGAGAUUUAGUAUGGUUGUAGGGAGAAAGUGUGCCAUCACCUGUAAGCUUAUGAAACAUUGAAACCUGGAAUGCAGACUGCUGUUUUACUCUAAUCUAGUUGAAUAUGAGCUUCUGUGGGGUCUUCAAGGUCACAUUGAAACCACCACAAUGAAAGCCUUGGAUUACACGGCCAGGCUUCACAGAAAGUGAUUACAAGACUGGCCAGAGCAAUAUAAGGAGCCUGUGGAAGGUGAGGAGGUCAGAGCCAAAUGUGAGGCAACUGCUAUGUUUUUAUUUGGCUCAAGGUGAAGUCUGGGAAAGAGUAUCACUUCAGUUGAGUGGUAUCUGUUAAAUGGAUCUUGGGGAAAUGAGCACUGGGGCCCCAAAUCACAAGUUG
Heterocephalus glaber (naked mole-rat) is the source of this 1534-nucleotide messenger RNA. It is a transcript of the gene Magee2, whose product is annotated as MAGE family member E2. The record is from RefSeq and is a predicted model, not a curated record. Gene Ontology annotation, cellular component: nucleus. Gene Ontology annotation, biological process: negative regulation of transcription by RNA polymerase II. NCBI's taxonomy places the organism in Eukaryota, Metazoa, Chordata, Mammalia, Rodentia, Bathyergidae.